This is a messenger RNA of Enterobius vermicularis (human pinworm), 912 nucleotides long. NCBI's taxonomy places the organism in Eukaryota, Metazoa, Nematoda, Chromadorea, Rhabditida, Oxyuridae. The record is from the annotation of a GenBank genome assembly.
AUGUGUAAUUGCGAAUUGGAAGCGUUUCGUAAAGCGAUUAACAUGUCGUUUCUAGCCAUAGAUGUUGAUAGCGAAGGGCUUGGUGGAGUACUGGUCGUGUUCAGUUCUUUGAACGAGAUAUUACACCAUUGGUUGAAAGAAAUCGACUUAAAAAUUUUUGAGAGAGUCUAUGCAAAGAAGUUCAAAAUUGCGGGGAAAACAUGGUGGUUCAUCGGACUUGAACUGACCAAUUUGGAAAAGAAAGGCUGUAAUGAUGCGCACUCGCUUUUCGAGAGAUUUGUUUCGAGGAGCACUUUGAUGCAGUGGUUGGUAGAGAAACAUCGGUGUACUUCGGGGUCUUAUCGUUUAAGUGGCUCUGCCUCUAGGCGUGGAGAAGUGACGAAUUUUGAAGAAUUGAAAAGUAUACGAGAAGCAUGUCGAGUUGAGACCAAGUGGAUUGAAGAUUAUGCCAAUUGUGAGAAAGAAUUUAACUUUAUAGUGAAGGUUGAUAAAAGUUUAGUAACUAUGGAUACUUUACGCAUUUUGGCGUCAAAAUACCACUUCACUGGUGGAAAAUGGAUUUUAUUCCCCAUAGAACGUGAAAUGGUGCAGCCUGGGGAUUAUGAGAUUACUGCAUUGCAAGUUGUCAAUAAAAUAUUAAAAGACUUUCUGACGGGAGGAAUGUCGCAAUUAGAUUUCGUGAAUCAUUUAACGGUGUGUUUUUAUGGAAGGAACUGUGUAGUGUCAGUUGGUAAUAGCAUUUGUAAAGCUGGCUGGAAUGGCGCAGAGGAAAAUUGUCUUAAUGAAGACGGUCAGGUGCAACAUGUACUCUCAAUUCUAAAAAAACUAGAGUUGGAGGAUUUAGUAAAUAGAUUGGUAUAUAAAAAGAUGGUAUUAAGGGCUGAAGUUAGUGGUGGUUGUAGGUUGAUAUAG